AUGGUCUCCCCAGCCGUUGCUCUGGCCUUCAUCCCGUUCCUGGUCACCUUGAUCAUCCGUUACCGGCACUACUUCCUGCUCUUCUACCGGGCGGUGCUGGUGCGCCGGCUGCAGGACUGCCUGACGGGCAUCUCCCGGGAGGAGCGGGCCUUCCAGUACGUCCUCACGCACGCCAUCCCCGGCGACCCCCACCACAUCCUCGAGACCUUCGACCAGUGGUGCUACCACUGCGAGUACCUCAGCAACGUGGGGCCUCACAAAGGUAAGAUCCUGGACCGUCUGAUCUGUGAGAACACGCCGCUCACCGUUCUAGAGCUGGGCACGUCCUGUGGUUACGCCACCAUCCUCAUGGCCCAGUGUCUGCCCAUGGGUGCCCGGCUCUACACUGUGGAGAUGGACCCACGCAAUGCCGCAGUGGCCGAGAAGGUCAUCCGCCUGGCGGGCUUCGACGAGGACACUGUGGAGCUGAUUGUGGGCGCCUCGGAGGAGGUGAUCCCGCAGCUGAAGGAGAAGCACGGCCUGCUCAAGGCCGACUUUGUCUUCAUGGACCACUGGAAGCGCUGCUAUCUGCGGGACCUGCAGCUGCUGGAGGCCCACGGCCUGCUGCUCGAGGGAGCCACCAUCGUGGCCGACAAUGUGGUCUUCCCCGGCGCGCCCCACUUCCUGCAGUACGUCAAGACCUGUGGCAAGUACCAGUGCAAGAUGCACAGGACCAGCCUGGAGUACUUCCGGGCCAUCCCCGACGGCAUGGCCGAACUCACCUACACUGGCCUGGACUGAGCGCUCGCGGCCAAGGUGGGGCUGCCAGGCUGGGCCUUGUCCUGCCCUGCCAGGAGUCCAGCCGGCGCUUCACCAGAGCUGAGGGGUGUCUGGGCUUGGGGGCUAUGUAGAGCUGCACAAAGGCU
Chelonia mydas (Green sea turtle) is the source of this 905-nucleotide messenger RNA. RefSeq names its product transmembrane O-methyltransferase (gene TOMT). The record is from RefSeq and is a predicted model, not a curated record. Gene Ontology annotation, biological process: catecholamine catabolic process; developmental process; dopamine metabolic process. NCBI's taxonomy places the organism in Eukaryota, Metazoa, Chordata, Testudines, Cheloniidae. Bases 1 to 780 code for a protein of 259 amino acids. Gene Ontology annotation, molecular function: catechol O-methyltransferase activity. The transcript is spliced from 3 exons.